AUGCUGCUCAAAUUCACUACCCCAGAUAUGCUCAACACUUUGCUCAUCGACGCCACCACAGGUCGAUGCGCCUACGAAAUCGUCACUGCUACCGUGCCACCCUCCGAAUUAGUUGAGCCAGACACCCCUCUCGACUCAAGCUCUGCGUCGGGGUCGUCGUCAUCUUUUGCUUCGGGUUCCUCAAAGCAGAAGCCAUCUCCCACCGCUGCUCGGCUUGUGCAGAGGCGCACGACGAUAAAAGAUUUUUCAGGAACUAUUCUGGUCGACAUUAAAUGGAAUGGUCGACGCCCCGAUAUUUCUAUCGGAAAGGAACACAUUGGUGGUCUACCAGAACUUUUUGGUUCCUCCACGAUCCGUUUUAUGCCAAAAAUUCUUGCUGUUCCAACUCGUUUUGAUACAGAGUUUAUUUGGACAUCGACAGCGGACUCACUGACGCUGUUCGACUAUGAUUCCGAAACAACGACAGGAACUUUUCAUCAUAAUUGUAUCCGAAUUCCUACACGCGCUAAACUGUCCAAGAUGAAAACGUCCUCAUCCUCCAAAGUGAACCUCUCUUCGCCCUCUUGCCCAAAGCUAUCCCUUCGUUCCUCGAGAGCCAAACUCUCCUCACCUUCCAAACUGACAUUGGCGUCUCCGCCAUCAUCUCCUAUUGAUGAACCUUGCGAUCCACCAUCGAUAACAUCGUCGUCAUCGUCAUCUCCGCAGACCUCAUCAAGAUCCACAUUUAUCUCAACACACCUUCCUGGGGUUGGUUCUAACUAUCUUGAAUUUACUCCACAUCCUCUAGCUCCCGACGUUGAGAUUAUUCUUUCCUUUUUAAUGAUGGAGAUACUUCGUCGCGGUCGCUUCUGCCUUACGCCGUACACCUUUGACCGCCCAAGGAUGUGGCAAUUGAAAGAGGCUCGGGAUCUCUUCAUGAGACGCCUCCGACGGAAUACAGUUUAGCAUUGAAUAUCGAAUUCCUUUCCAUUCAUCACCUCUUUGAGGAUUAUUUUUAUCAUCAUUUGUUCUCAACAGGGUUGAUUUUUUGUCCCCUGCCACUCUCCUUUUUUCAUUAGCAAGCAUUACCUUCACAUGUGUAUUUACAUAGGAAAUUAAGGAAUAAAUCAGCGUUCUCAUCC
Messenger RNA from Laccaria bicolor S238N-H82, 1121 nucleotides. RefSeq lists its product as uncharacterized. The coding region runs from base 1 to 945 and encodes 314 amino acids. NCBI's taxonomy places the organism in Eukaryota, Fungi, Basidiomycota, Agaricomycetes, Agaricales, Hydnangiaceae. The record is from RefSeq and is a predicted model, not a curated record. The transcript is spliced from 4 exons.